Messenger RNA from Colletotrichum chrysophilum, 2868 nucleotides. RefSeq lists its product as uncharacterized. The coding region runs from base 1 to 2868 and encodes 955 amino acids. The record is from RefSeq and is a predicted model, not a curated record. The transcript is spliced from 4 exons. Lineage: Eukaryota; Fungi; Ascomycota; Sordariomycetes; Glomerellales; Glomerellaceae.
AUGGCUUCGUCAAUUACACCCGCUCAGGCUGAGCUCAUCAGCUCUCUCGCGCCUGAAGACAUUCCCGUCAAGCUGCGAUGCGCCAUAUGUAGCGAAUUGGCUGUGAACGCCUUCCGCCUGCCUUGCUGCGAGCAGGCCAUCUGCGAGACAUGCCAGUCUUCACUACCGGCAUCAUGCCCCGUCUGCGAGCACUCGCCAGUCUCCGCCGACGACUGUACGCCUCACAAGUCUCUGCGAACGACGAUCAAGGUCUUUCUUCGAACCCAAGAAAAGAAGCGGGAGGAGGCGCGAGCCAAGGAGAAGGAAUCUGCGCCCCCGACGCCCAUCGAUGUGAAGCCGAGCGCGUCGCUACCUGCCCCGAACGAUUUUCCGGCUGUGCACGCAGAGGCGUCUCCGCAACCUGCUGAAAAGGCGCAUGCCGACGACAAGACGGACGCGGAAGCCGCGCCAGCUUCGGCGGCGGAGGCGACCGCUCAGAACGAAGCCGAUGUGGCUGAUGCCCCAAAUGAUGUUUGUGCUUUCCGCCUAACACGGGAUGCUGAGCUCCGCUUACACCUUCACCAGGACGCGCAGGACCACGACGAGGAGCCCGGCCUCUCUAAGGGAGAUGACGAUGAUAACGAGACCGUCAUCAUCACUGGCGACGAAGACGCGGCGACCGCACCCAGGCGAGGGUCUCAACAGGACGAUGACACCGCGGAGAACGGUAACGACCAAGGCGACGACGCGAGCACGAACCCGAACAUGAGCUUUAACUCGAUGAACGGCGGAAGCUUCCCGAACAUGAGCUUCAAUGGAUCUGGCGACUUUAGCCAGAUGCAGAUGAUGAUGGCCAUGCAGAACGGCAUGGGCGCCAAUUCUUUUGGCAACUUUCCUAUGAUGGGUAUGCCAGGUAUGGGUAUGGACCCAAUGGCGAUGCAGAACAUGUACAUGAACGGCGGCUAUGGUCCUCAAGGCAUGGGCAUGGGAGGCUUCGGCGGUGGUUUCGGCUCAGGCUCCAAUAACUGGAACGGGCAACAAUCAUGGAAUUUCGGCCAAGAUAAUUUCAAUUCUGCUAAUGCUGCUGGCAUGGGAUCUGGUGACUUUGGCAACUAUAACUCAGGAUUCCAGUCAGGGUACAAUCAAGGUAAUUUCGGUCACCAAUUCAAUGAUUACCGCCGCAACAACUACGGCAACCGUGGACGUGGAAGGGGACGCGGCUACUACGGCGGAGGCUACGGUCGAGGCGGAUACCAACAGUAUGGCGGCUACGGGGACCACGGUCAGAUGCAACAGCAGUACGGUUCCAACUACAGCCAGGGCGCCGGUGACGCGAGCCGCACCGACAGCAAUAUGGAUGAGUUUGGCCGCGAACGAAACCCUGACCAGGACGAGAAAUCAAACGCGGGAGGAGACAAUGCAGAUGGCGGAGACGGCUCUAAACCCGUGAACGAGGGCGGGAACGAGUCUGGUCCUAUUGAUGCAUCCGCGCAAGACGCAGACAACGCAAACAUGGCACAGGAUGGUGACUAUUCUGCCUACAGUGGUAACAACAUGAACGGAGGUUAUGGGCCGCCAGGAUUCUCAAACCAGAACCAGGGAUUUGCACAGCCCGAUGUUCCUUUGAAUGCUCCCACGGGACCCAAGGCCAUGCGUCAAGGCCUACCGAACACUAGCCUGCAUACCCUGCGGGCUCGAGGAUACGUCGUCGCCGAUGAACAGGCCCAAGAGUCGCCAGUAGAUGGCCCUGACCAGCAACAACAAGAGUCCAACGUGGAGCAGCCCCGAUCUAGAAGUAACUCUUCGACGCGCGCCAAAGAUAAGGACAGGAGCCGUCGUCGUGACGUUAGCAGAGAUCGUGAGAGGGAGCCCGACAGCCGGUCUGAAAGGGAAUACAGCGCCCGAGACCGCGAGUACUCUAGAUCACGCUCACGCACCAGGGAACCUAGCAGAGAACGCAAGAGCGAUCGCAGUGAUCGUGAUCGCGACCGCGACCGCGACCGCGACCGUGACCGCCAUAGGCGUAGACGCAGGCGCUCCGAGUCCAGAUCCGUGGCCGGAGAUCGUGACCGCGGUGAACGAGACGAUGAGUACCGUCGCAAGAAGCACAAGAGCAGGAAGCACAACGCGUACGGCGACGAGGAUGACACCAAGUCCCGUUCUAGAGAUGAUGGGUACGAGGAGAGAUCAAGGUCUGCCUCCCCUAGCGACUCAAAGAGAUCCAGUCACCGAAGCCAUAGGGACCGUGACGAGAAACGGCGAGACCGCGAGAAGGACAAGAAUCGGGACGACGACUACGACCGCCAUCGGAAGUCGAGUCACCGCUCCCAUCGGGACAGAGAUCGCGACAGGGACCGUGAUUAUGACCGGGACCGCAAGAACCGGGAUCGCGAUAGGGACCGCGAGAAGGACCGCAAGCGUGACAAGCACAGGGAUCGCGACCAUCGGCACCGCGGCAGCCGCAAGCACUCGCCGGAGCCAUCGCCUUUAGAGAAGGAUUUCAACCCGCCCGCCGGGCCACGCGGCAACGCUUCGGGGCUCGAAAUUAGGGGGGCAAGCUCGAAGCCUGGCAAGUCGUCGGAACGACAAGACUCUGGCAGACGGGGUUCACAAGCGUCCGUCAACAGCAAGUCUGCGCCUGCAGCCACCAAGGACCCGCACGCCCUCGAACGCGAAGCGAGAGACCGUGAGCGUCUGCUCAAAGAGACGCAACGUAUGGCGGGCCUUGCUGGUCUUGCGGGCAUUAAGCGCAGCAGAGACGACGGGGGCGGCGAUGACGGGAAGCGAAGUCGCCGGAAGGGACGGCGUAGUGAGGCCAUCAGUAUGGACGACGAGGAAGAGCGUAUGCAGAGGAUGGAGGCCGAGAGGGAAGGCUCCCGCUUCCGUUAG